Molecule: messenger RNA, 189 nt
Organism: Penicillium mononematosum
Lineage: Eukaryota; Fungi; Ascomycota; Eurotiomycetes; Eurotiales; Aspergillaceae
Exons: 2
Coding region: 1-189 (62 amino acids)
Source: RefSeq, a predicted model, not a curated record
AUGUGCACUGUUGCGCUCUUGGCUGGCAACGCAAGCAUCACGCCCACAGGAUUCGUAGUUAUUCGUAGAUCGGCCAAUACCGGACCGAAUGUGUUGACUGGACGAAUCACGGCGAUAGUUUCUGGUCCACUGCCAAGGAAAAUCGGGCCGGAGGUCCACCAAAUGCCAAGCCCUCGGGAUGCUGCCUGA